UUGGGUCAUCGGAGAAUUCCUUUCCUCCCUUCUCUGUUUCAUUCUUUUCUCUCGAAGGAAAAAAGCACCCUCUUUUCUCUAUUUCCCGGCAUUAUAUGGGUUGGCGAGACGAAUGUGAUGAGAAUUUUUGUCCCCUUGUAGAGAAUUCUGUUGGUUCUUCGUGAUUCUCCGAUCUUGCAUUUGCCGGGGAAUUUAGUGCAGAUUCUGUCUUGCCAGGAAACUUUUGGGCCUUAAAACUGGGAUAUUGUUUGGAUUAGCUUGAGCGGGCUGUGAAGGAUACAUGAAUACCUGAUAAAAGCUUUGUUUUCGUGAACAUCUGAAAUGAUCACCGAACCAUGGUGCUGCAGAAGAGGCUAGAUUAUGGACUUAACGGGUAUCAGGUGCCUGCCACACCUCGAGCUGCAAGAUCGGCUAGAAGGAGCGCUUUCAAGAAGAAAGGCGCCGACCAUCAAAUCUCCCCAUUUGAUUUGUUGGCGGCCGUAGCUGGAAAUUUUCUGCGCGAGGGUGGCAAUUCUUCCUCCUCGAGCAACAAUGCUUCGGGCAAUGGAGAUCAAUGUCCGGCUACACAGAGCCAUGUGAAGAAAGAAACACUUGAUGAGGAUCAAACAGCGAGAGAAGAAACUUGUGUUCAUGAUGAUGCUCAAAGGAGAUUCUUUGUCUCCGAGAUCCUUCCGAAAGCUCAUCAAAUCCAAAGCCUGAGUCCUCUGAAAGAUUCCCAUCUCGGGUCUACAUCCGUAAUAACAUCUUCCGAUUCCUCAGAGAGGGUUGGCUCCCGAGAAUUGGUGUUUGGGAGCAAGAACCAAACUGCAAGUCCAGAUGGUGAUUGUGGUAAGUCUGAGCAUAAUGAUAAGGAUUCAACUGUUGGCAGCCUGAUCAAAGAAGUGAAGUUGGUUGAGGACAUGGUACCGAUGAAUGAGCAUCCUCAUAUAGGUAGGACACCGACUUACGGGAAUUCAAUUCUUCAAAAUCCUUUGCCUGUAGAGCCAGAUGGCGUAGAUUUAGUUAAUAGGGGAAAUGAUGAUGACGACGAAAACUCAGCUCGGGCUUAUGUUAGUGACACAACAAAAUCAUUUAGGUCAACUCUGCAUGUUGGAGAUAGAAGAAUAAGGAAAAUCUUGGCUUCAAAGUGUUGUACAGUAUCCCCGAAACCAAAGGGUACAACAGGAACUAAUUCAAGCCUAGAUUUGAAGCCUGGUUACAGCAGCAGCCUAAGAUCGGAGAGGAAUUAUCCGAUCAAGAAGAGGAGAUACUUCGACUGUUUUAAUCCAUCACAGUCGGAAGAAGAAACAGUCAAGAAGGAAGGUCAUUGUGGUUCUCCUCAUAAGGAUAUCACCAGAAACAACGGAAAAAAUACUUCUUCAGCCAUUUUAUCAUCCACAACUGAUCAGAAGACAAAGCUCCAGUCAAGAGACUCUCAAGCCAAGCUUAGAAUCAAGUCCUUUAGAGUGCCUGAACUUUUCAUUGAGAUUCCAGAGACUUCCACUGUUGGUUCUCUAAAGAGAACGGUCUUGGAGGCUGUGAAUGCUAUACUCGGAGGUGGAUUACGUAUAGGUGUUCUUGUUCAGGGGAAAAAGCUUAGAGACGACAAUAGAACGCUUCUUCAGACCGGAAUCCCGCUAGAUGCUCUGUCAGAUUCUUUAGGCUUUUGUCUUGAGCCUAACCCUUCACAAUCUCCAAAACCGCUUUGUCCCGGAGAUUCUAACCCUCCUCUUCCUUGUAAUAUACCUCAACCCCUAACCAGGUAUCUCCCAUCACCCGGGAGCCGUAAUGUUUUGGCUAAAAGGAAUAACUCUGUAGAAAGUGACCGUGACUACAAACCCUCUGCAUCCAGAGCAAUGACAGGUAAAACCACGUCGGAGUAUUCAAGAGCCUUGGUCCCUGUCCCUCCCUUUCAAGCAGAGGCUAUAACAGUAAUUCCACCCCGGAAACCCAAGCGGUGUGAGGUGGCACAACGCAGAAUCCGUCGACCCUUCUCGGUUGCAGAAGUGGAGGCCCUUGUUCAGGCUGUCGAGAAACUUGGGACCGGAAGGUGGCGCGAUGUAAAGUUGCGAGCUUUCGACAAUGCAAAGCACCGGACAUACGUGGAUUUAAAGGACAAGUGGAAAACGCUGGUCCACACGGCGAGAAUAUCGCCUCAGCAGAGGAGAGGGGAGCCAGUUCCGCAGGAGCUCUUAGACCGUGUCCUAACGGCUCACGCCUACUGGUCCCAGCAACAAGGGAAACAUCAGCAACUGACUCAGUCACAUGGGCCGGAGACCAGCCUCGGUCUCUAAGCCUAGGGUUUUAAGGCAUCACUCCAUGCGAACAUGGACAUAGUGAGAUGAAAUCCAGUUUUGUUUUCUUCAUAUACACACUUCAGGGUUGUUUUUUUCAUGUUUUUUUGGUGACGAAUCAAUGUAAUAGAGAGAGAACAGAGAGGAGGACAUAUAGAUGGUGAAAUGAAUCUGGUGUACUUUGAUACAAA
Molecule: messenger RNA, 2464 nt
Organism: Tarenaya hassleriana
Lineage: Eukaryota; Viridiplantae; Streptophyta; Magnoliopsida; Brassicales; Cleomaceae
Product: telomere repeat-binding protein 5
Exons: 10
Coding region: 336-2273 (645 amino acids)
Molecular function (GO): protein binding
Source: RefSeq, a predicted model, not a curated record